This is a messenger RNA of Trachymyrmex cornetzi, 474 nucleotides long. RefSeq lists its product as uncharacterized. Bases 91 to 405 code for a protein of 104 amino acids. NCBI's taxonomy places the organism in Eukaryota, Metazoa, Arthropoda, Insecta, Hymenoptera, Formicidae. The record is from RefSeq and is a predicted model, not a curated record. The transcript has 3 exons.
AACAUGUCGCGGAUUAUGGGAUCUAUAUAAAAGCGAAGAACGUUUGCGCUGAUCCAACUAGUGUAUCUUUGAGCCUCAAAGCGAAUCACGAUGAUUAAGCUAUUCCUUAUUACGUUGCUUUGCAUGGCGAUGUUCGUUGAUUCCCAAGAAGACCAAAUGAAUGAAAUGGGAACAGGACGGAAAGCAAGCGCUGAUAUAGCUAGACAUGCUAUGAUGGGUCAAGGUAGUCCUUUAUUAAUGCAAUAUGCAGCACGAAAUAGAGGACUACAGGGAAGAGGACUACAGGGAGGAUCACAGGGAGGACCACAGAGAGAUGGACCAGCGGGAGGAGGACCACCGCGAGGAGGACCACCGCGAGGACCACCACCGGAAGGAUCACAGGAAAAUGGAUCACAGGGAGAAUGAGAUCAGGGUUAGGUUGGGGGUCGGGGACAGUGACAGGGAGGGGGAGGAAACAUACCAGGACCGAAUAAU